GCGAGCUGGAUGUCCCCCCCAGUGACGGACAGGCCCAUGUCUGACAGUCCAGGCACGCCAGCCCCGCUCCAGUAACCCGGCGAAGCGCCCCCCGACAGCUUCCAGUGCUGUGUCCUCAUCCGCAGUCAAGAUGGAGUGCGUGUGGAAGCCAGACGAGCAAGGACUUCAGCAGAUUUUACAGCUGCUCAAGGAGUCCCAGUCGCCGGACACGUCCACGCAGAGAUCCGUGCAGCAAAGACUGGAGCAGCUUAACCAGUUUCCAGACUUCAACAACUACCUGAUAUUUGUUCUGACCAAGCUCAAAUCCGAAGAUGAGCCGACACGCUCCCUGAGUGGCCUGAUACUGAAAAACAAUGUGAAAGCCCACUAUCAGAACUUCCCCAACGGCGUUUCUGAUUUCAUAAAGAGAGAGUGCCUGGAAAACAUUGGAGACUCCUCGGCUCUCAUCCGCGCCACAGUGGGUAUUCUCAUCACCACCAUUGCGUCAAAGGGAGAGCUACAAAAUUGGCCUGACCUUUUGCCCAAGCUUUGCCUGCUGCUGGAUUCUGAAGACUACAACACUUGCGAGGGGGCCUUUGGAGCCCUCCAGAAGAUCUGCGAGGACUCUGCUGAGAUCCUGGACAGCGACAUGCUGGAUCGGCCUCUGAACGUCAUGAUCCCCAAGUUCCUGCAGUUCUUCAAGCACAGCAGCCCCAAGAUCAGGUCCCAUGCCAUCGCCUGUGUGAACCAGUUCAUCAUCAGCCGGACUCAGGCGCUCAUGCUGCACAUCGACUCCUUCAUUGAGAACUUGUUUGCGCUGGCGACAGACGAGGAGCCCGAGGUGCGCAAGAACGUGUGCAGGGCUCUUGUGAUGCUGCUAGAAGUCCGUCUGGACCGACUGCUGCCUCACAUGCACAACAUCAUCGAGUACAUGCUCCUGAGGACGCAGGACCAAGACGAGAACGUGGCGCUGGAGGCCUGCGAGUUCUGGCUCACCCUGGCGGAGCAGCCUGUGUGCAAGGAGGUGCUGGGCGGCCAUCUUUCCCAGCUCUCGCCUGUGCUCGUCAACGGGAUGAAGUACUCCGAGAUCGACAUCAUCAUGCUCAAGGGUGACAUCGAGGAGGAUGAGGCCAUUCCCGACAAUGAGCAAGACAUCCGGCCGCGCUUCCACCGCUCCCGCACCGUCGCCCAGCAGCACGAGGGCGAUGGGAUCGAGGACGAAGAUGACGACGACGACGAGCUGGACGAUGACGAUACCAUCUCGGAUUGGAACCUGCGUAAAUGCUCAGCGGCGGCGCUGGACCUGCUGGCCAACGUGUUCAGGGACGACCUGUUGCUGCACCUUCUGCCACUCCUCAAGGAGCUGCUCUUCCAUCCCGAGUGGGUGGUGAAAGAGUCCGGGAUCCUCGUGUUGGGCGCCAUUGCUGAAGGGUGCAUGCAGGGAAUGAUCCCGUACUUGCCCGAGCUGAUUCCCCACCUCGUCCAGUGUCUGUCAGACAAGAAAGCCCUGGUGCGCUCCAUCACCUGCUGGACGCUGAGCCGCUACGCCCACUGGGUCGUCAGCCAGCCACCCGACGUCUACCUGAAGCCGCUCAUGACCGAGCUUCUCAAGCGCAUCCUGGACAGCAACAAGCGUGUGCAAGAAGCCGCUUGCAGUGCCUUUGCCACCUUGGAGGAGGAGGCUUGUACUGAGCUUGUGCCCUACCUGGCGUUCAUCCUGGACACGCUGGUGUUCGCUUUCAACAAAUACCAACACAAAAACCUCCUGAUACUGUACGACGCCAUCGGGACUCUUGCAGACUCAGUGGGACACCAUCUAAAUAAACCGGAAUACAUCCAGAUGUUGAUGCCUCCGCUCAUCCAGAAAUGGAACCAGCUGAAAGAUGAAGACAAAGACCUCUUCCCUUUAUUAGAAUGUUUGUCCUCCGUAGCGACGGCCCUGCAGAGUGGCUUCCUGCCCUACUGCGAGCCCGUGUACCAGCGUUGCGUUAACCUGGUCCAGAAGACCCUCGCUCAGGCCAUGCUUUACCAGUCCCAGCCAGACCAGUACGAGGUGCCCGACAAAGACUUCAUGAUCGUGGCUUUGGAUCUCCUCAGUGGCCUGGCAGAGGGUUUGGGAGGCACCAUUGAGCAGCUUGUCGCCCGCAGCAACAUCCUCACGCUCAUGUACCAGUGCAUGCAGGACAAAAUGCCCGAAGUGCGUCAGAGUUCCUUUGCCCUGCUGGGGGAUCUGACCAAGGCGUGUUUCCAGCACGUCAAACAGUGCAUUGCUGACUUUAUGCCAAUACUAGGCACCAAUCUAAACCCCGAGUUUAUAUCCGUGUGCAACAAUGCAACAUGGGCAAUCGGAGAGAUAUCCAUACAAAUGGGGCCUGAAAUGCAGCCUUACGUUGCCAUGGUGCUGCACCAGCUGGUGGAGAUCAUUAACAGGCCCAACACGCCAAAGACCCUUCUGGAAAACACAGCAAUAACAAUUGGUCGUCUUGGUUACGUUUGUCCUCAAGAGGUGGCACCCAUGCUACAGCAGUUUAUAAGACCCUGGUGUACUUCCCUGCGAAAUAUAAGAGACAAUGAGGAGAAAGACUCGGCAUUCCGAGGAAUGUGCACGAUGAUCAGCGUCAACCCGGGAGGCGUCGUGCAGGAUUUUAUCUUCUUUUGCGAUGCGGUGGCCUCCUGGGUCAACCCGAAAGAAGACCUGCGAGACAUGUUCUACAAGAUCCUUCAUGGCUUCAAGAACCAGGUGGGCGAAGAGAACUGGAGCCGCUUCUCAGACCAGUUCCCCAUGCCGCUCAAAGAGCGUCUGGCCAGCUUCUACGGGGUGUAACAGUGGGGUCAGUGUGUUUGCAACAUACAUACGUACAGGAGGUCCUCGCUUUACGUUCUACCAGUUCUGUUUCCACGAUGGCGAUGUCAGUCCAGUUUUAGUGCAAGUGGGAACUUAAACCUCACGGUCACUCCCAUUGUACCCAGAUGGAAAUCAAAAAACGGUUCCCAGUGUAUCAACAGGUUGUAUCCAGUCACCUGAUUUUUUUUUCUUUAACGGAAGUAAACAAGGUGGUGGGCCACCAAACCAACAUUGGUACUCGAGGUGGGAAUCUUUAGCCACCUUACAAUUCAGGAGCUACGAUUCAAUUAAAAAUCAAUUGUAGAUGCAUCUUUAGUUUAUGUAUAUUGAUGCAGUUUUACAUUUCUUUUUGUUUCACUAAAUAAGCGUUUAUCACUUGCAACUUUAAAAACAUUUGCAUUUGUAAUCAGAAAUUCCCAUCACAUUUAUUUAAAUGAAUGGAAAGGUGUGCAGAAUUGGAACAUAAGUGCCCUAAAAUAAAGGAGCUGGUCGGAUCUCUCGUUGAGGUGGCUCACUACAGUCAGACACAUUUUAGAACUGUUUAUGUGCAGUAAACAUAUUGAUUAUUGACGUUUACUCAUCGAUUCUAUAAUCGUCCAUGUUCGAAUUGCGAUGCAACUAAAAAUGGAUUAUUUCUAAACUUAAAAUAAGAGAAUAUUGUGUAUUCGGCGUGGCGCAGUGGAAGAGUGGCCGUGCGCGACCCGAGGGUCCCUGGUUCAAUCCCCACCUAGUACCAACCUCGUCAUGUCCGUUGUGUCCUGAGCAAGACACUUCACCCUUGCUCCUGAUGGGUGCUGGUUAGCGCCUUGCAUGGCAGCUCCCUCCAUCAGUGUGUGAAUGUGUGUGUGAAUGGGUAAAUGUGGAAGUAGUGUCAAAGCGCUUUGAGUACCUUGAAGGUAGAAAAGCGCUAUACAAGUACAACCCAUUUAUCAUUUAUCAUUUAUUUGUCAGCAAUUAACUUCAAAUGCGACACUAAUGUGUUAUAUUAACUCAUUAUUGGCAAAGUGAGAUUAGUCAAGCUUUUAUUUCUUAUAAUUUUGAUGAUCAUGUCUUACAGGUUUUGAAACUUCACAUUUCUGAGAUUUUCAAUUCAAGGUUUUCAUAAACUGUAAGCUAUAAUCAACAAAAUGAUAUCAAAAGAAAGCUUGACAUAUCUCCCUUUGCAUGUAAUGAGUUAAUAUUAGGGAUGUCCAAUAAUGGCUUUUUGCCGAUAUCCGAUAUUCCGAUAUUGUCCAACUCUUUAAUUACCGAUACCGAUAUCAACCGAUACCGAUAUAUACAGUCGUGGAAUUAACACAUUAUUAUGCCUAAUUUGGACAACCAGGUAUGGUGAAGAUAAGGUACUUUUAAAAAAAAUUAACAAAAUAAAAUAAAAUAAAUAAAUUAAAAACAUUUUCUUGAAUGAAAAGGAAAGUAAAACAAUAUAAAAACAGUUACAUAGAAACUAGUAAUUAAUGAAAAUUUGUAAAAUUAACUGUUAAAGGUUAGUACUAUUAGCGGACCAGCAGCACGCACAAUCAUGUGUGCUUACGGACUGUAUCCCUUGCAGACUGUAUUGAUAUAUAUUGAUAUAUAAUGUAGGAACCAGAAUAUUAACAACAGAAAGAAACAAAAAUGGGGGAGUGAGGUGUUUUGGGUUGGUGCACUAAUUGUAAGUGUAUCUUGUGUUUUUUAUGUUGAUUUAAUAAAAAAAACAAAAAAAAAACGAUACCGAUGAUUAAAAAAAACAAACGAUACUGAUAAUUUCCGAUAUUACAUUUUAACGCAUUUAUCGGCCGAUAAUAUCGGCAGGCCGAUAUUAUCGGACAUCUCUAGUUAAUAUCACAUGUUAGUAAAUGCUAUAUUCUUGUAAUUUCCACAUAUGAUUUAUUUAGUAUUUCUAAUAUAUUUAAAAAAACAAAACAAAAACAAAACAACAUUUUAUGUACCUUAAAGGGGAACUGCACUUUUUUGGGGGAAUUUUGCCUAUCAUUCACAAUCAUCCCCAAAUCCAAUAAAAAAGAAAACCACCCAAAAAGCGUCAACAAUACUCCAUUUACUUUUUGUGGCUGAAAUAUUGAACAAGUAUUAGUGAUAUUGUUAUUAUAAGUACUAACGCAGACAAUUUAUAGCGACGCUGUAAUCACAAGAUUGUGUGCCAAUGUUGACGUGAUCGGGUGGUGAGCUGCUUCCUCGUUUCCUUGCGCGUGAAAGUUUAUUCCAGAUCAUAAAUAACGCCUCUCGCUUGGAUACUAGAAAGUUGAGGAUGCAUUCCGACAAGUUGGUACACUUUGACAGCCAAUUUAGAACCGGCAAUGGCAAGCACUUUGACAGACAAUUUAGAACCGGCAAUGGCAAGAACGACACAAAAAGACACUUGGUUCCACCCCCCUUUUGUUCGCAAGGAUUAUGAGUCAUUUUUCAUCUAAACGGGAAUAUAUCAAGAUUCUAUCAGUCGCCAUCCUAAUGACAGCAGACAUUGUACAGCAAGUGAUGUUUUAUUAUGUUGGCUCUCAUGAAGUCUGCAGUGAGUUGUAAUCAAUGAUGUUGUUGAAAAAAGCAUAUGCUUAAAAUGAUGAAAAUACGUAAAUAUUAAAUGUUUUUAUAAAUAUUACUACAUU
This is a messenger RNA of Nerophis lumbriciformis (worm pipefish), 5424 nucleotides long. Lineage: Eukaryota; Metazoa; Chordata; Actinopteri; Syngnathiformes; Syngnathidae. The record is from RefSeq and is a predicted model, not a curated record.